Molecule: messenger RNA, 460 nt
Organism: Arabidopsis lyrata subsp. lyrata
Lineage: Eukaryota; Viridiplantae; Streptophyta; Magnoliopsida; Brassicales; Brassicaceae
Product: 50S ribosomal protein L33
Exons: 2
Coding region: 101-277 (58 amino acids)
Biological process (GO): translation
Cellular component (GO): ribosome; large ribosomal subunit
Molecular function (GO): structural constituent of ribosome
Source: RefSeq, a predicted model, not a curated record
UAAUUUAGUGACUGUGUUAUUCCUUCUUCUCAUUCCCGUUUCAUCUCCGCCGUCCUAUCGCCGCCGUGUCGUCGCCUUUUACCAUCGUCAAAGUGAGAAAAUGGGGGACAAGAGGAAGAAGACGUUCAUGUUCAUCCGUCUUGUUUCAGCUGCUGGAACUGGAUUCUUCUAUGUCAAGAGGAAGAGUACCAAGGGCCUUCUUGAGAAGCUCGAGUUCCGUAAGUACGAUCCUCGAGUCAACCGUCAUGUCCUCUUUACCGAGCAGAAGAUGAAGUGACGGAAUUCUUUUGUGUGUCAUUACAUUCCAAGAACCCUGAUCAAAUCUCCCCAACUAGUUACUUUUCAAUCAAAUAACUUCUUAAGUUAAUGUUGAGGUUUAGACUUUGUAAGUUUCAGUUUGGGCAUUCUUGAGGAGAAAUAGUGAAAUACAUUCAUAAAAAGCAAAAGACUUUAUCAUAAA